Molecule: messenger RNA, 1071 nt
Organism: Aspergillus campestris IBT 28561
Lineage: Eukaryota; Fungi; Ascomycota; Eurotiomycetes; Eurotiales; Aspergillaceae
Product: alpha/beta-hydrolase
Exons: 6
Coding region: 1-1071 (356 amino acids)
Molecular function (GO): hydrolase activity
Source: RefSeq, a predicted model, not a curated record
AUGCCUCCAAAACGUGCCUUGUCUGCGAAGGAGUGGGUCGGUGUCGCGGUGUCUUUGGUCCAAGCUAUUUCACGCUUGGCUGUAGCAGCAGUGGCAGCUAUAUUUCAACGCAGCGAGGGUCCCUCAACCUACUACCGCCACUUCUGCUAUGCGGGGUCACGGAUUCUUACGGGGAGCCUCUCGUCCAGAGCACUAGCUACCCUGAUGACAUCCACGGACGACGGCUAUAAGAAGUUCUGCUCGUCGCGUGGUUGUGCGCCAGACACGGUUGUGCUGGCCGACGGUACUCGAGGCCAUUGGAUUGGGGAUAAGACUGCCGAAAAGGUCAUGUUCUUUUGCCCUGGAGGGGGCUAUGUGGUACCGGCCCUCGAUGUUCACUUCGAGUUGCUCCACCAGACGGUGCAAGAGGCCGAGCGCAAGGGCAACAAAGUGGCUGUUCUUUUACUUUCUUAUGACGUCUCUGUCGACGCUUCAUAUCCCCGCCAACUCCAACAAGCUUGUCAACUACUGGACUACCUCAUUCGCAUUGAAAGCCGCGACCCCUCAAAUAUCAUCCUCGCAGGGGACUCCGCAGGCGCAAACCUCGCCCUUGCCAUCCUCUCGCAUAUCCUCCACCCGCACCCCCUUGUACCUCCACUAACCCUCACUAACCCCUUCCGAGGAGUAGCGCUCCUCUCCCCGUGGGUCACCUUCGACACAAAAAAGACACGGUCGAUGCAGCUGAAUCGGCAAAGAGAUGCUCUAGACGCUGACGUGCUCCACCGCUGGGCCACCCAGUUCCGAGGCUCCGCGCCGACAGAUCCCUACAUGGAGCCGCUCUCGGCGCCAGAGGACUGGUGGCACGGCCUUCCUGCGAGGGAUGUAUUAAUCACCGCUGGGGACGAUGAGAUCUUCCUCGACGAUAUCGAGGAAAUGGGCAGGCGGUUGCAGGCCGUGCACCCGCAGACGAAGAUAUGUGUGCUCGAGGAUGAAUCUCAUAAUCAUAUGGUUCUGGAGCUUACCUUGAAAGAAGAUAAGUCGGAGACGAGACUGGCGUUUGAGAAGUGGGUUUGUUCUGUUCUUGCGGGUUGA